Bursaphelenchus xylophilus (pine wood nematode) is the source of this 2920-nucleotide messenger RNA. NCBI's taxonomy places the organism in Eukaryota, Metazoa, Nematoda, Chromadorea, Rhabditida, Aphelenchoididae. The record is from the annotation of a GenBank genome assembly.
AUGUGCAUGAUUUGUAAAGAACACUCAAAUCAGUCUCACGUAAGUUAGCGCCCUGUAAUCGCCAACUUUAAUACUAAAAUAUAUUCAGAACCCCAUGUACGGAGGCACUAAUGUAACUGCAUCCAGUUCAGGAGCUCCACCACAUCUUCCUCCAACAUACGUACCCCCUCCAAGUAUGAUCGAUACGUCGGUCCCCCCACCUAACUUUAUGUUUAUGCCACCUCCUAUGCCUUUUCCGCCAGGGUUUCCACCACCUAUGUGUGGGACGUUUCCCGGACCUUUCUUUCCCCCACCUCCGAUAUUUUCUCAACCGGAAUCACCUACAACUCGCGGACGGCAUCAUUCUGUAGUUUUGCCUCCUCCACCGCCACCACCAGAAUCAGUUCCAUGCAUGAAGCAAAACUCUACCAAACCAGCUAACGGUUGCACAGAGACCACGGCAAAACAGCCUAAGGUACGAGAUUUGUGAAGUUAUUAUGUUAAAUGUUUAGAAACUUUCGAAGCCCGUGGAUAUGCUAUCCGAAGAUCCAAUUUUGAAGGAGCUGGGAAAACCAAUAAAGAGAUUGUUUGGCUCACCUAUCAACCAUUGCGAGUCAAAGAAAUGUAAAGUUGAAGUGAAAGGAGAACCUUCCGCCAAACAUGGAUGUAACAACAACACUACUGCAAAAGACGACGUGAUUAUAAUCAGCGUUAAUAGCAAGGAUACAAGUCACUCCUCACCAUCACCGACAAUGCAGAAGGCAUGUAAUACGAACAGUGUGAGGGAUAAAAAGCCGGAUGAUAGCGAUAUCAUUGUCCUUGAAGACGACACUAAGCCUAGCACCAUCAAAAUGUCAUGGAAGGAAUGCACACAAAAGCAUACCGACGGGCAGACAAAAGAACCUAAUUGUCGAAACAACGGCAAAUUUGAUCCAUUAGUCAUCUCCGUAAAAACGCCGAAAAGCGAAAAAACAGCAUCCAACAAGUCCAAUCUGAAAUCAUCGGAGAAGCAGCGAAAAUUCGAGAUUAUCUCGUCCACGGAAGUUCAUAAGGAGAAGAAGGAUAAGACCAUCAAACAGACGACUUUAACUCCAAAAGAAAACCAUCAUGUGGAAAUGACAAAAUUAAAAGACGAAAAGAAGCGUGUAUCUGGAAAGUCGGCGUCACCAAAGUAUUUAGAAAAAGAUAAGAUGAUUAAGCUUGCAGUCCAGCAAAAGAAAGUCCCAACAACAAGUCCGAAAGUUUACCAGAAGAUAGAAAACGAACGAUCAACGAGCCCUAAGAAAGAGGAUAAACAUGCUAAGGUGCACGUGACGUCAGAAGAAGUAAAACCGUCAAAUGAAGCCGACUUAUCAUCAACGGAGAAGCUAGAGAGAGACCACAAGAAAAAUGGUGAGAAAGACAAAUUUAUUGCCCCUGUAGGAAAGUUCGAGAAGCCCUCGACUUCGGCUGACAGUCCAAAAAAGUCUGAUGAUGACAUUAAUCAAGCCGAUAGUCCAAAGAAGGACAAGAAGAAGAAGUUCAAACUACCCAAGAUCUCCGAAAAAUUCCGGAAAUAUGUCCACAUCGACAUCCAUCCCAACGGUGGGGCUUCUGUCCUCAGGGCAGAUUGGCGCAAAAUAAAACUACAUUUCGACAAGGCCGAGCGAGCUCAAUUUUCCCAAGAAUUUAUUAACCUUGGCCUCGCCGAAAUCAAUGAGACGCCUGUGUUUGUAAUUUGCAUCCUCGAACAUGCUGCAGAAUACAUGGGGAAUAUUCUCGACAUUCUCAACGAAAAGCACACCCAUCUUCCAGUCAAGGUUGGGAGCUUAGUAAACAAACAAAUCGUUGAAACAAUGCAUGUUGGAGAGUACUACAAGCAUGUAAUGGAGAGUUGUCGGCAAGGCACCUUCAGAUAUGGGCCCUUAAACGCCUUAAGUUUAGUUGGAACAAAGCAAGAAGAGUGCGGGGACUACUUUAAGGCAGGUGCUACUUUUUCACAAAUAUAAACUUGGAUUUAUUGAUUACAGGAUAUAAUUGCGAUGUUAGAGCACAGCCCAGUCCUCAAGAGUCUCAUGCCCUGGGGAAAAAUGGCCAUAACAAGUGAGCAAGACCCUACUGACAGCGAUGACGGUCCAAUCUUUUGGAUUCGGCCGGGAGAGCAGCUCAUACCAACAGAUGAGCUCAAAGAAGAUGUCAAGGCUAAACGAAGAAACAGUAAUGGCCGGAAGGUGGGGAUGACAAUACGAUCUCUGGACCGACGGGAAGUUCUGUUUGAAGACCGAACUCCCUGCCAUGCUGAUCAUGUCGGUGAUGGACUGGAGAGACACACAACCGCGGCCGUCGGAAUACUGCAAUCCAUUCGAGGACCGCAUGAACAUAAGUAAGUUGACUAAUAAUCGACAAAAAUAUUCAGCGAUCAAUUCGGCCGAUACCGAGGAACCCGUAGAAUUUACUUUCGUUUUUCGACUAGAGACAACGAAGUAAUUUUUGCGGGUACCUUGUGAUCGACUCGAGAUCGAAAGAAUUUAAAUGCUGUAUCAAAUCUAGAUUGUGAUGGUAGUCAAAUUAUUAUAUUUAAAGGGAAGAAGAGGCCCGAGUUGUAAAGGAUGUUGUGUGCUUCCAUGCCAGUGACUUCGAUAGAAUUGUUGAAACCCUCCGCCUCGAUUUAUAUGAACCUCCAAUGUCCCAGGUAUUAUUUUAAUUCGAUUUCUUUACUUCAGAUGGAGGAUUAACAUUCUAAUCUUAUCGUUUUUAGUGUGUUCAAUGGGUUGAGGAAGCCAAAUUAAAUCAACUACGAAGAGACGGAGUCCGUUAUGCCAAAUUCGGACUCCAUGAAAAUUGUAUUUAUUUCCUGCCAAGGAAGAUAAUCCAUCAGUUCAGGACAGUGAGUGCCUGUGCUUCUGUCGCCUGGCAUGUCCGUCUGAAACAAUACUACCCUGAGGAAGAGUCGUCCAGAUAA